This is a messenger RNA of Oncorhynchus nerka (sockeye salmon), 4739 nucleotides long. Its product is annotated as protein kinase C and casein kinase substrate in neurons protein 1-like. Gene Ontology annotation, molecular function: phospholipid binding; protein binding. Bases 262 to 1692 code for a protein of 476 amino acids. The record is from RefSeq and is a predicted model, not a curated record. Gene Ontology annotation, cellular component: plasma membrane; cytoplasm; endosome. Lineage: Eukaryota; Metazoa; Chordata; Actinopteri; Salmoniformes; Salmonidae. The transcript has 11 exons. Gene Ontology annotation, biological process: positive regulation of dendrite development; cytoskeleton organization; regulation of endocytosis.
CAAGCCUUUGCUGUCAGUUGACUGAGCAGGGUCUAUCGACCAUUCUAGCUAUUAUAACGGAAACAUUUGUAUAUUUAGGCCAACAGGGGAGUCGGACACAUCGCAUUACGUUCUCUGGGGUGGGGAUUUUAAGGAACACAAUCCAAACCUGCAUGGGGAUAUAUGGAAACCUGAUUGGCCCAGUUGAGAAGUGCCUGAAGACCAAGACUCCUUUGCAGACUCCUAAAACCUCCUCACGUCCUCUCUGCCAAAUCUAGGAUCAUGUCGGGCACCUAUGAUGAGUCGGCCAGCCAGGAGGAUGGCACAGACAGCUUCUGGGAGGUGGGAAACUAUAAGCGUGCUGUGAAGCGGAUUGAUGAUGGCCACCGGCUCUGCAAUGACCUGAUGAACUGUAUACAAGAGCGAGCCAAAAUCGAGAAGGCCUACAGCCAGCAGCUGACCGACUGGUCUAAGAGAUGGAGACAGCUGGUGGAUAAAGGGCCCCAGUACGGCAGUGUGGAGAGGGCCUGGGUGGCAAUGAUGACCGAGGCUGAGAAGGUGAGUGAGCUGCACCAGGAUGUGAAGAACGGACUGCUCAACAAUGACUUUGAGAAGGUGAAGAACUGGCAGAAGGACUCCUACCACAAACAGAUGAUGGGAGGCUUCAAGGAAACCAAAGAGGCAGAGGAGGGGUUCAAGAAGGCCCAGAAACCAUGGGCCAAGAAGCUCAAGGAGCUUGAGACUGCCAAGAAGACGUACCACCUGGCGUGUAAGGAGGAGAAGGUGGCGUCCAGCAGAGAGGCCAACAGCAAGGCAGACACCUCAGUCACAGCCGACCAGCAGAAGAAGCUCCUGGACAAGGUGGACAAGUGCAAGCAGGACUCUCAGAAGGCUAAGGAGAAGUAUGAGAAGACUCUGGAUGAGCUGAGGAAGUGUACGCCCCAGUACAUGGAGAACAUGGAGACAGUGUUUGACACGUGUCAGCAGUUUGAGGAGAAGAGACUGAGCUUCCUCAGGGAGGUGCUGCUGGACAUCAAACGACACCUCAACCUCACCGAGAACCAAAGUUACGCCACAGUGUACAGAGACCUGGAACACAACAUCACCUCUGCCAGUGCACAAGAUGACCUGAAGUGGUUCAGCAACAACCACGGCCCUGGUAUGCAUAUGAACUGGCCCCAGUUUGAGGAGUACAAUCCAGAGCUCACUCACAUGAUCAGCAAACGAGAGAAGUCGAAGAAAGGGGCAGACGGUAUAAUGCUGACUAGCGUGACAGCAGCACCCAACCAUGUGGCAGCACCGAACCAUGUGGCAGCACCGAACCAUGUGGCAGCACCGAACCAUGUGGCAGCACCGGCUGGAGACAGGGGCAGUGUGAGCAGCUCUGAUAAGAACCAGGCCUACUCUUCCCAGGACCAGGCCUACUCCUCCCAGGACCAGUCGGCAGAGUGGUCAGACGAUGAGCAGGCCGCGCCAAACUCAGGCUCAGACACCAAUGGGGGUGGAGCCAACCCCUUUGAGGAUGAGUCAGCGAAGGGCGUACGGGUGAGGGCGCUGUACGACUAUGACGGGCAGGAACAGGAUGAACUCACCUUUAAAGCAGGAGACGAGCUAACUAAACUAGAAGACGAGGAUGAGCAGGGCUGGUGUAAAGGCCUGUUGGACAGUGGCAAGUUGGGUUUAUAUCCUGCUAAUUAUGUAGAGCCCAUCUAGUUGGGUUUAUAUCCUGCUGAUUACGUAGAGCCCAUUUUGUUGGGCUUAUAUCCUGCUAAUUACGUAGAGCCCAUCUAGUUGCUUGGGUCACCCAGACUGAACCGUCCAAUCAUACUGCACAUUGCCAGAGACUUCAAAGCAACGCUUCCCUGUUCCCCCUCUCUGCCUGACCAACCAACCAACACACUGACUGAGCAGUCUUUAUUUAAACACUCCUCUAGGACCCACAUCAGACAAACACAGCACCAACAUAACCAACACAUAUCAGCUACAACACUGGGAUUGUUACCACAGUCAAACCAUGGCAGUAUGUGUGUACCAACAACACCACAACUCCUACGAGCAGGAAAAACAUUCUGCCGUGUUCUAUUCCAAUGUUGUGCUGUGGUUGUGAUGAAAUUUACCUGGCAGUAUGGAAGUAUGUUCCCUCGUAACCCUAGUGAUAUGGUAUAGUCAAUGGUGCCUGCAUAGCCAGAAUAAGCUAUGCACUGUGCAUUGUAAAUAUUAGCAGAUUCUUUUUGCAACCUGGAUGCUAUGCGAAACUGUACAGUCCUGUUUUUUUUUUUUGCAUCUGUCAUUCCAUGUAAGGUUUUAAAUAUGCUGUACAGUACAACAGAUUCUCACUCUUUUUCUAUCUUUUCUAUGUGAAUUGCUCCUGUGUUGAGUGUUAUGCAGUGUUUGGUGUUUUCCCCCUGAGCAACAGCAGCAGCAUGUCCUACUGGAUCACAAUAAUGACAUUUAGCUGAUCCUUGACAAAUCACUGUUGAGCGGAGCAGAGCAAGUACUACACUGUCGAGCGGAGCAGAGCAGUACUACACUGUCGAGCGGAGCAGAGCAGUACUACACUGUCGAGCGGAGCAGAGCAGUACUACACUGUCGAGCGGAGCGGAGCAGAGCAGUACUACACUGCCGAGCGGAGCAGAGCAGUACUACACUGUCGAGCAGAGCAGUACUACACUGCGGAGCAGAGCAGUACUACACUGUCGAGCGGAGCAGAGCAGUACUACACUGUCGAGCGGAGCGGAGCAGAGCAGUACUACACUGUCGAGCGGAGCGGAGCAGAGCAGUACUACACUGUCGAGCGGAGCAGAGCAGAGCAGUACUACACUGUCGAGCGGAGCAGAGCAGAGCAGUACUACACUGUCGAGCGGAGCAGAGCAGAGCAGUACUACACUGUCGAGCGGAGCAGAGCAGAGCAGUACUACACUGUCGAGCGGAGCAGAGCAGUACUACACUGUCGAGCGGAGCAGAGCAGUACUACACUGUCGAGCGGAGCAGAGCAGUACUACACUGUCGAGCGGAGCAGAGCAGUACUACACUGUUGAGCCUUGUUCAGUGUAACGGUAUACAACAGUGUUUCUCUACACACCGUUGUCCCAGGGACUGGUAAGCUUGGAUGCCUGUUUAUGUUGAAAACCUGCUCUCAAGAUCAGAUGAAAUCAGUGUCUGUGACGCACUCAGGCGUAGUGGGUGUAGAGUCAGGCGCAGGGGGCAGUGAAAGUCGUACGCGCCAAAUACCGGGCGCACAUCCACGAUUGGCCAAAAAACAGGACCUAACUAGUCUGGAGAAAAACCCAAAACGAAACACACUACCACACAUAAACACAGUGGAAAAAUAAGUCCGCACAAAGAGCAGGCGGGCCUUACCGGCUUAAAUAGCCCAACUAAAAACCUAAACAAGAAACAGGUGAAACCAAUAAGACAAAACCAACAGAAAAGGGAAAAGGGUGACGACGACCGCCGAGCUCUGCCCGAACAGGAACAGGAGCCACCUUCGGUAGGAGUCGUGACAGUGUCAGUCAGAUAACCACCUGAUGGACCACUCAGCAAUGUCCCAGGGACCGGUUCCCAUCGGACCAUGGAUCCUGAGAAACACUGGUAUAGAAUUACAUACCUUCCCCAAGGCAGCAUUGAGUUGUAGUACCUCUGACCAUGUCCCUCAUGUGCCUGUAAUUUCUUGACCCCACUGCUUUCUGGACUCAUCACUUCUAGUACCUCUGACCAUGUGUUGGGUUUAGGUGUGAGAGCAUGUGAACAACACCCCCUUCCUUUUUUCUGGUUACAUGUUUACAGCAGUGGCUUUUUCGAAGGGUCAGGGUUCAAACAUUAAUUAGCCUACGUGGGCCUCCACAAAGGUUCAGCACAAAUACAAAAUUGAUCCAACACCACCCUACUCCAUCAAUGGUGAAACGUGAAUUUAAAUUUUAUUUUAUUUUUUAUUUUACCUUUAUUUAACUAGGAAAGUCAAUUAAGAACUAAUUCUUAUUUUCAAUGACGGCCUAGGAACAGUGGGUUAACUGCCUGUUCAAGGGCAGAAAUAGGCUUGUCAUCAGAAAUGGACUGUCCCUGACCAAAUUAAAGGAGCCAAAGAAAUGUGGGAAUAUGAGCUAAUUCUGGGAAUUUGCUGUAUGGAUGAUCACAUUUACAGUAACAACCCAACGAGAGCCCCACUUCCCCAUGGGAGAUACUAGAUCCUGUCUCCUCUCGCUCAACACUGUAACCAUAACUGUUUUUGUUGCCAUGGCUUCAGUUUAUUAUACAACUUCUAUGUCCUGUCACCUUUACUGUGUCCCGGCUCAGUCUCCACCUUGCUAUCUCUGAUCUAACAGUCAUUGCAUGCUCGAUUACCAUAAAUAAGCAUUGAAUUCUACUGUGAGCUUACUGUACAAAUUGACCUAACUUUGUUUAUGUUUUUAUCCUGUCUGUUGAAUCCUAAACAUAAUCUUAUGAAAACUGAUGCCAAUGAUUUUGGUCUCUUAACUGGCAAAAUUUAGACAAAUCAGUAUAUUCAAUGUUUUUUAACAUCUCCAAAUAAUUGGGAGAAUUUGAAUCUAUGCAGCACAAAAUCCUGUUAAAUCUCAAUCCUUGUAUUUUGAGCUAGUGAAUCCAGCAGAGAUUAUACUUGUAAUAUGUGUGACUGUUAUAUGACACAGCUGUUGUGUUCGUUUCCUUAGCAACCCUGGGAGGUAGUGAAGGCUAUAAUACCCUGAUUGCUCUCUCAACACAAGAGGUGUGUACUCUUACUGACAUGGGGACAAAAAGCUACA